Molecule: messenger RNA, 3280 nt
Organism: Musa acuminata AAA Group (dessert banana)
Lineage: Eukaryota; Viridiplantae; Streptophyta; Magnoliopsida; Zingiberales; Musaceae
Product: beta-galactosidase 13-like
Exons: 17
Coding region: 38-2494 (818 amino acids)
Biological process (GO): carbohydrate metabolic process
Cellular component (GO): vacuole; cell wall
Molecular function (GO): beta-galactosidase activity; carbohydrate binding
Source: RefSeq, a predicted model, not a curated record
GCUCUUCAUCUGGUUUCAUCCAAGUGAUAGGAGAAAGAUGGAGAUCUCUAAGUGCUGCUUGCUGCUGUUGGUCGCCUCUUCUCUCUACUACAUUGUUUGCUCCACCACGGUUUCUCAUGAUGGACGAGCACUCGUCAUCGAUGGCCAGCGUCGCGUCAUCUUCUCUGGCUCCAUCCACUACCCCCGUAGUACUCCCGAGAUGUGGCCCGACUUGAUACGGAAAUCGAAGGAAGGAGGGCUUGAUGCAAUCGAGACUUAUGUUUUCUGGAAUGGCCAUGAGCCCAGGAGACGUGAGUACAACUUCGAAGGCAAUUAUGACCUCAUCAGGUUCCUCAAGGAAGUGCAGAAUGCUGGACUAUAUGCCAUCCUUCGGAUUGGUCCAUAUGUUUGUGCUGAGUGGAAUUAUGGAGGACUUCCUGUUUGGUUGUACAAAAUUCCAGGGAUGCAAACUAGAACAGAUAACCAACCAUGGAAGGAUGAGAUGCAAAAUUUUACUACAUUGAUAGUGGACAAGGUGAAGGAAGAAAGGCUGUUGGCAACACAAGGAGGCCCUAUCAUUCUGCUUCAGAUCGAGAAUGAAUAUGGCAAUGGUGACAUCGAGAUACGCUAUGGUGAAGCUGGACCCAGAUACAUCAACUGGUGUGCAAACAUGGCAGAGUCUUUGGUUUCAGAUGUGCCAUGGAUCAUGUGCCAGCAAUCUGAUGCUCCACAACCAAUGAUCAACACCUGCAAUGGAUUCUCUGGCUGUGAUGGUUUCACCCCCAACAACGGGAACAGUCCCAAGAUCUGGACAGAGAAUUGGACUGGCUCGUUCAAGAUCUGGGGUUCUCCACACCCACAUAGGCCAGUUGAAGAGGUGGCUUUUCAGGUUGCUCGUUUCUUCCAAAGCAAUGGGACAGUACAGAACUACUACAUGUAUCAUGGAGGAACCAAUUUUGGUCGUACUUCAGGAGGCCCAUACAUUGCCACAAGCUAUGAUUAUGAUGCUCCUCUUGAUGAGUAUGGUAAUAUAAGGCAACCCAAGUGGGGGCAUUUGAAGGAACUCCAUGCUUCUGUUAAGCUGAUGGAGAAGGCCCUCACCUAUGGAGAAGUUGUUGAAGAUCAUCUUGGCAAUGGAUUGACAAUUACCAAGUUCUCUGGUGAUGGGAUUGUUCCUGGUUGUUUCCUAAGUAACCAGAACAGCACGGUUGAUGCCACCAUAAGCUUUCAGGGAACCAAGUAUUUCUUGCCUGCCUGGUCUGUCAGCAUUCUUCCGGACUGUAAGAAAGAGGUUUACAACACUGCCAAGGUGAAAACUCAGACUUCUAUCAUGGUGACGAAGAAAGACAAUGCUGGUGAUCAAUCCAAAGACUUGGGUUGGUCAUGGAAGCCUGAGAGAUUGCAUGACUCUGCUAAAGGUUUUGGAAAUUCCUUCACUGUUAACAAGCUCUUGGAGCAGAAAACCACCACUGUUGAUGCCAGUGACUACUUGUGGUACACCACCAAUGUGGAAGUAAGCAAGAAGGAAUCAUUUACUCUUAGUGUCAGCACCACUGGGCACAUCCUCUAUGCCUUUGUUAAUGGCAGGCUAGUAGGUUCUGAGUAUGCUACUGGUGGAAAUUAUAACUUUAUAUUUGAGAGGAAAGUGACCUUCAAGCCUGGGAAAAAUCAAAUAUCAUUGCUUAGUGCUACUGUUGGUCUUAGGAACUAUGGUGCAUUUUAUGAUAAUACUCCAGAUGGGAUUGUUGGUGGCCCAGUCAAAUUGAUUGGGAAGAACAAUACUAUUCUGGAUCUAUCCGAAUCAAAUUGGUCUUACAAGAUUGGCUUAGAUGGAGAAGUUAGGAAGCUCCAGCUUGAUGAAGAAAGGUGGUAUUCUGGUGUAAUUCCAACCAAGAGACCUUUCACUUGGUACAAGACAACAUUCCAAGCUCCACUAGGAUCAGAACCAGUCGUCGUCGACUUGCUCGGACUCGGCAAAGGAGAGGCGUGGGUGAACGGCAACAGCCUCGGUCGCUUCUGGCCAAACUUCACCGCUAAUCCCGACGGCUGCAAGCAAUGCGACUACCGCGGCAAUUUCCAGACGAACAAGUGUCAGACCGCCUGCGGAGAGGCUUCCCAACGAUGGUAUCACGUUCCCCGGUCGUUCCUGAAGCGCGGAGAGCCCAACACCCUGACGCUGUUCGAGGAGGCCGGCGGCGACCCGAACCAGGUCAACUUCCAGACCGUUACUGUUGGCACCGCGUGCACCAGCGCCGGCGAGGGAGACGCGCUGAGCUUGUCGUGCCAAGGAGGGCGCACCAUUUCGAGUGUAGACUUUGCUACCUUCGGCGAACCUGAUGGGACCUGCGGCGCUUACGUGAGCGGCGGAUGUGGCUCCGACGAGGCUGUCGCUAUCUUGAAGGAUGCUUGUCUGGGAAGGGAGUCAUGCUCGAUCAAGAUCAGUGACACGAUUGGGACUUCUUGUGCCAAACUUGCCUCACCGAGGAAGCUCGUAGGUCAAGUUACAUGUUCAUGAUUCAACGAGUACGCUAGCUUAGUAGUUUCAGUUGAGAGAGGGAUUUGCUCCAAGUCUUUCUGCGUAAUGUUUUCUUUUGUUCCACUUGAACUGAUAUUAAUUAGGAAUUGAAGCAGUAAAUUAUGUUGCCUUAAUUUAUCUUUGUUUUUGUUUUUGUUUUCUCGCCUAAUAGCCAUAAAGUACAAAAUAGAUACAUCAAGUAACUUACCCUAGACCUGUAGUCCAUCUGAUCUGUGAUUGGGCUAUUUGAACCGUCCGCGACGGUAUGGACGGUAGUGGAUGAAUGGAUGCAUCAACUGUGUUACGAGCGCGGUUUCAGCAUCUAUAUAACCAAUGGCUGCAAGAGAUUACAUUCCUUCUUUGUCUUCCUCCUGUUGCUGAUACUAACGUCGCUCCCCAGGCUGCAGAGUGGAGCGUCUCCGUCGACCAGGCCGCUCUUCCCACGUAGAGGUAAGGCUUCUUCUCAGUUCAUGGUCUCCGAUUCCCGCCCCCUUUACCAGGCAGAAAACCUUCGCAUAGCAGAAGAAAAGAGAGAGAGACAGCAAAAACCCAACAUCCUGCUCUGUUACAAUGGCUGUUGUUGGCGAUCAUUCAUUUCUCCUCCUCGAUCUAUAUCUUUAGAUCGAGAUUUAUGAAGAAAACAUAUCGGAUCAUCAAUAUUUCCAGCCAAUUAUUGCCUUUUCCAACAUGACGAGACGACUAUUCGCCGGUGGGGUGGUCAAAGGUUCACAUGCUUCACGACCGGAAGCAGACAAUGGAAUCCUCGGGUCUCGUAAAAAAAGUCAC